GUUGGUUCUGCGCUACCCGGACGUGUUUGGGGAGCCCCUGAACAUCACGUUCCUGUUACGCCGUGCCUGGUUCCCGGUCUCCGCCCGGCCCUGGGCCUGGCUCCACGAGCUCUCCCUGGCCCUGGGCGGGGCCCCCCCCGUGCGGUUCCUGGUGCGCGGCGCGGCCGCCCCCUCCCCCCUGGGCUGGCGCUGCGGCGAUUUGGGCACCGACGGCGCCGGCGUGGUGCCCCUGGAGCACAGCCCUGGCUGGGGGAUCCGCAUACGGGACCUGCAGGUUCAGGGGUUCAACGUCUCCGGCGGCGUUUUCGGGGCGGCCUCGGACUGCGCCGGCUUCUUCGGCCCGGGGGCCUGGAUGGGGCUGAUCUCGGGGGGGCUCCUGCUGGGGGGGCUCCUGCUGGGGGGGGGGGUCCUGCUGGGGCUGCGGCCCAUGGAUCGGUUCGACGACCCCCGAGGGCCCCCCCUGCCCGUGCCCCUGGGCGAGUGAGGGACCCCCAGAAAUCGAGCCCCAAAAUCCCCAAAACAUCCUGAAAAUCUGGGGGGAAAUCCUGAAAGUUUGGGGGAAAAAAUCCUGAAAAAAUCCCAAAAUUUGGGGGGAAAAAUGCAAAUGUUUGGGGG
This is a messenger RNA of Camarhynchus parvulus, 615 nucleotides long. Its product is annotated as V-type proton ATPase subunit S1-like. Gene Ontology annotation, cellular component: proton-transporting V-type ATPase complex. The transcript is spliced from 3 exons. The record is from RefSeq and is a predicted model, not a curated record. The annotation marks the transcript as partial. Lineage: Eukaryota; Metazoa; Chordata; Aves; Passeriformes; Thraupidae.